Molecule: messenger RNA, 2961 nt
Organism: Lachancea meyersii CBS 8951
Lineage: Eukaryota; Fungi; Ascomycota; Saccharomycetes; Saccharomycetales; Saccharomycetaceae
Source: the annotation of a GenBank genome assembly
AUGCUGCGAUUUAAGCGUUUCGCAUCACAGUACAAUCAGGCGAAACUCCUGCGAAAGUAUCCAGUGGGUACCAUCUUACAUGGCUACGAGAUCAAACGGGUCCUGCCCGUUCCCGAGAUGAAGUUUAUCGCAGUAGACUUGCAACACUCACAGACUGGUUCCCAGCAUUUGCACAUCGAUAGAGACGAUAAAAAUAAUGUUUUCAGCGUAGCUUUCAAAACCAAUCCGCCAGAUUCCACUGGCGUUGCCCACAUCCUGGAGCACACCACUUUAUGCGGUUCCCACAAAUAUCCAGUCAGGGAUCCGUUUUUCAAAAUGCUCAACCGAUCACUAUCGACUUUCAUGAAUGCUAUGACUGGCCAUGACUACACGUUUUAUCCAUUCUCCACGGCUAACCAAGCAGACUUUAAAAAUCUCAGAGACGUGUACCUUGACGCCACUUUUAAUCCGUUAUUGAAGCACCAAGAUUUUCUCCAGGAGGGGUGGAGACUAGAACACUCGGAUUUGAAGGACCCUAACAGUGACAUCAUUUACAAAGGAGUUGUCUACAACGAAAUGAAGGGUCAAAUGUCCAGCUCAAACUAUCAAUUUUGGACCAAAUUUCAACAAAGCAUAUAUCCUUCCCUCAACAACUCCGGAGGAGACCCACAAAAGAUCACCAACCUGCAAUACCACGAUUUGAUUUCAUUUCAUGCGAAGCAUUACCACCCUUCUAAUGCCAAAACUUUCACAUACGGUAAUUUCCCGCUCGAUGACACUUUGCAUCGACUAAAUGAGGAAUUCAGUCUGCAUGGUAGAAGAAAUCUGAAAAAGGAAAUCCCAAAACCUUUGGAUUUUGCCACGGAAACGCGAGUGACCGAAAUUGGUGAAGUCGAUCCCAUGCUACCGCCUGACAAACAGCUGAAAACAUCCAUGACCUGGCUAUGCGGUGAUCCCUCGAAUGUUUACGACACAUUUGUGCUGCGUGUGAUCGGUAAUUUACUAAUGGAUGGCCACUCCUCUCCGAUGUACCAGGAAUUGAUCGAAUCCGGUAUCGGUUACGAUUUCGCCGUGAACUCCGGCGUAGAUUCGACCACCGCUGCCAACUUUUUCACAGUCGGUGUCCAAGGAUGUAGCGAUGCUUCUCGCUUUGAAAAAACUGUCCACUCUGUUCUGGAAAACACCUUGAAAAAGCCUUUCGAGCCCAAGAAAGUGGAGGCAAUCAUAGAACAGUUGGAGCUUUCAAAGAAAAAUCAUAAAACUGAUUUUGGGCUACAACUGCUAUACUCCCUGGUUCCUGGGUGGAUUAACAAAACGGAUCCAUUUGACAAUUUGGUCUUUGAUGAUAUUUUGUCUCAGUUUAAGUCUGACUGGGCCGAACAGGGUGACGGUUUUUUCCGCGAUGUUAUUGAAAGAUACAUUAUUGACAAGCCCUGUUUUUAUUUCUCUAUGGAGGCGGAUCCCAAGUUUUCUCAGACUCUUGAGCUUGAAGAGGCUGGUCGUUUGAGUCAGAAAGUAAGCCAACUGGAUAGCGCUGACAAGGAAACGAUACUCAAGCGCGGUAUGCAACUUCAAGAGAGCCAAAACAGUCUUGAAGACCUUUCAUGUCUCCCCACGCUCAAAAUCAAAGAUAUUCCGCGCAAGGGAGACACUUACGGCAUUCAAAAACGGCCGCAAAUUUCUCAUCGCAUUACGGAUACAAAUGGGAUAACCUACUUGAGAGGGAAAAGAAGUCUCAAUAAUGCCAUACCCCUCCAUCUUUAUCCUUACCUGUCCCUUUUCGCUGACUGCCUUACAUCGUUAGGAACCUCAAGCGAGAGCUACAGCGAGAUAGAAGACGAAAUGAAGCUACAUACGGGUGGAGUUUCGACAAGCGUAUCGGUACACGCGAAUGCAGAAACACUCGAGCCGCAAGUCGACUUCAAUUUCGAAGGCUACUCCUUGAAUGCCAAGACGGAAUAUGUUUUAGAUAUUUGGCGGAAACUUAUCGUCGAGACCGAUAUUUCAAAGCAUAGUGAAAAGCUGAAAGUGCUCAUUCGUUCGUUGGCCUCAUCCAAUACAUCUUCGGUAGCAGAGAGUGGACAUUCAUACGCCCGAGGUUACACUGGCGCUCAUUUACUCUCUUCGCGUGCCAUAAAAGAGGCUAUGGGUGGUAUUGAGCAACUGAAACUGAUAACACGCCUUUCUGCUGUUUUGGAUGAUUCGGCUCUAUUUCAAGCGGAAGUUAUCGAUAAGUUGGUCGAACUAAAAAGCUAUGUGAUUGCCAAGGAUGAAAUGAAGUUUUUUGUGACCUGCGAUGGCGACAAACAGGUCACCACAGUGGAGUCUCAAAUACAAAUAUUUUUGAACAGUUUGCCUGACCAAUCUCAGGCGUGUUCUUUCUCAGCUGCAAAAUACCCCACAUUAACCGCAAGUGGUAAGCCCACAUUGGUCACUUUCCCCUUCCAGGUGCAUUACACUGCUCAUUCAAGGAUGGGCGUUCCUUAUGUUCAUGCAGAUGGUGCGAGUCUUCAAGUGCUCUCCAACCUACUCACAUUCAAAUAUUUGCACCGUGAAAUCAGAGAAAAGGGUGGUGCUUACGGAGGUGGCGCUGUUUACAGCGCUCUAGACGGACUGCUAUCUUUCUACUCUUACAGAGAUCCACACCCACUAAAUUCCUUGAAUGUGUUCAACAAUUGUGGGAAAUACGCAUUAGAAAAAGCUGACUGGCAUACCAGCAAUUUGGACGAGGCCAAAUUGACCAUAUUCCAGCAGGUUGAUGCUCCUAUCAGUCCUAGCAGUGAAGGAGUGACAGAGUUCAGCUACGGGAUCAGUGACGACAUGCGCCAAAAGAGAAGAGAGCAGCUACUUGACGUCACGUUGUCCGACGUUCGCAACGUUGCCGAGAAAUAUCUGUUAGACAGCAAAUCUGUAUCUGCUGCGAUUGGACCGAAACUGGCAGAGAUGAAAGAAGAGCUUUGGGAUGUUAAACAGCUGCAGUAA